Neocloeon triangulifer is the source of this 5094-nucleotide messenger RNA. Its product is annotated as forkhead box protein N3-like. Gene Ontology annotation, biological process: regulation of DNA-templated transcription. The transcript is spliced from 10 exons. The coding region runs from base 31 to 1575 and encodes 514 amino acids. Gene Ontology annotation, molecular function: DNA-binding transcription factor activity; cis-regulatory region sequence-specific DNA binding. NCBI's taxonomy places the organism in Eukaryota, Metazoa, Arthropoda, Insecta, Ephemeroptera, Baetidae. Gene Ontology annotation, cellular component: nucleus. The record is from RefSeq and is a predicted model, not a curated record.
GAAUUUUCCGUAAGGACGCCGUUACAGGUAAUGGCGCCUGAGCGGCCUGGUUCAGAUGACGAGCGAUGCACUGUUGGCACUGUCCACCUCAGAACACAGGCAGGGACCCCCAACGCAGACAUCCUUAAGGAAGGAGAUGGUGCUGCUAAGGUGUUUGCGGAUGUGCGGGUCGGUUCCGCGACGCAGGAGGACGACGACUUGACUCCUCUGUCAUGGCUCCAAGAUAAAAAUUUGCUGAGAGAUAUUCCCUUAUCAGGCGGGACAAUUUGCACGGAAGGGUCUACCGAACCGGUGGAAGUACAAAUCGAGAUCCGCGAGGAGUCCGUGAGCAGUCGAGCCGACUCGCCAACCAGCGACUACGCAGAGGAGUCGAGCGAACAUGCCGACUCCUCGUCCAACAGCGACGCGCCGCCCAGCCCGACCACCCUCCAACAGGCGAUGCCCAUCAGCCCCAUUGAGCACUACGACCACGAUGUGGUCCAGCCGCCGCCUGCAAACACCAACACCAUGUCCUACGACCCCAGGGUGCACACAAAUCUGAAACCGCCGUACUCGUUUUCGUGCUUGAUCUUCAUGGCCAUCGAGGACAGCGCCACCCAGAAAUUACCUGUCAAAGACAUCUACGCUUGGAUUGUGGACCACUUUCCCUACUUCCAAGGGGCGCCUACUGGCUGGAAAAACAGUGUGCGCCACAAUCUGUCCCUCAACAAGUGUUUCAAGAAGGUCGACAAGAGUCCCAGCGUCGGCAAAGGUUCACUUUGGAUGGUUGACCAUUGCUACAGGCCCAAUUUGCUGCAGGCCCUGAGAAAAGUCCCGUACCAUCCCUACAUGCAGCUGGAAAGGUUCAACGCUCUAAACAACAACAAUAAUAAUACUAUUCCCAGUGGCCAAAGUUGUCGAUUAAGCAAUAAGGAGAUUGAGGCGCCUCUGGUGACAUCAGUGGGUCGCAACAAUUUGCCCAACCCCACACUGUUCCCGUUCCUGAGUCGACGCCUGGCGGCGGCAGGACUUCAGGUUCCAUGCGCCUACCCCAGUCAGCAGCAGCCACCGGUGCACAUCGAGUCGCAGGAGGAUGUGAACGCGGCCACUGCAAUGCUUGCACUCAAGCACGGACCUCGGAUCCUCAGCGUCAGAGGCUUGCCUGAUCGAGGAGACCAUGCCCACCGGCCAAUCUACCGCACACAUCAUGAGGCUCCCCAAAAUCUGAUCAUCACAACCUCUCCAAGCGCAGACCACACCUACAGCGCUGGUCCCCGUUCUCGCUCCACCCUUUCCCCGGAUGAGGCAUAUGGCGAGGGUUCAUCGACUUCAUCUAACGAAAGCUCACACGAAAUGUCUGGCAACGACUCGGAGGACGAGGCUGAGGAGCAGCGCAAAAUCGCAGAGGGCGCCGACGCGCUGCUCAACUUGGCCGGCAUCUGCACCUCGCAUAACCCACUCAAGCGCUCCUCGAGCCACCCGACGGAUUAUUCAGUCAAGAGGGGACGGGGGUUGCUGCCCAUGACUCUACCCAGGCGCAGGGCCCCUCUGCAAGAGCAGCACCGGCGCAGGGAGCAGCGUUUCCACAAUCGGUAGAAAUCAACUCGGCUAAUAAUUAGUAAACAAACACAACCUCUAGUGCCCCCAGAGUGAUACAAAUAGAUUUAUAUUAUAUAUUAUAUUCAUAUUUAAAACGCGCUGAGAACUUUGAGAGCAAUAUUUGAAACAUAUUAUGGAUUGCUUGAUUUUGUGCAGUGGGAAGUGCAGAAUUUUGCUCGAUCGUGGCUAGGCACCGUGCUCUGCCGUGAAUCGGAAAAAAAUUAGGCUUCCUAUAAUAAUAAAUAGUCCCAGAGUUCACUGCGGACGACGUCUUCCUGACACACACCCUUGCCUGUGAAUGCUUCACUGUCCACAAAAUUGCCUGACUUUUCACUUCCUUUUUACAAAAAGCUGUUGAUGUUAACAUGUCACACUCCGUUCUGAGCUUUUCCACGUCGUAGCUCUCACUUCUGAAGUAAAAUCUUGUUUUGGAAACACACACACACACACAUGCAUACAAAGAAGGGGCUUCUCUUAAGCCGAUUUCUCUAAAUAUUGCGGCGUUUAGAAAGAAGUAAGUGUAAAACAAUCCACUCUGAUAUUAAUCUACUGAAGGUCUUGUUGAGUUUUUGGAAAAUCAAAAAGUUGCAUGCGCAGAGCCAAUUUCAGGAUGUAUCGCGUUUGCAAAACACAAAAAUCUACUUUAAAAUAAUCAGAGAGGCCAAAACUCAAGAAAGUGCUCAUUAAUUUCAACAGCACACAAUAAAACGAUAAUCAAACAACUAGCGAACUCUCCAUUAUUAAGUGAGUAGAUAUGCUGUGUUAUAUGUUGAAUGCAUAUAUUUGUAUCCUCGACUCUUUAAUUUUUAAUAUGCUGCUAGAAUAACGGUGGCCAAAAGAGUUUCUGAGUUGCGCACCAACAACCAAAAUGUGACAGAAAGAAAGUAACACUACUUCCAAGAUGCCUUUUUCAAAGCUAAAAUGAAUUAUUCGUUGUUGUCAUUUUACUUCUUUCAAGCUCAUUCAGUUGAGUUAAAACAGCUGAAAAACAAACACUUCAUUGAAGGGUCGCACACAACUGCUGCAAAAUCUAAUUAAACACUUACAAUAUAGCCCAAAGUGGAGAAUAAUUAGCCUUUUAUCAAUGUAUGUUCACUACAAACUGAGGAAGGGAUAAAUAAUAAAAAAGGAAUCGUUUGCACUUUCCAUGGAGUGCCAACAUCAAUUUUAGACAAGAAUAGAUCCAGAAUAUUUUACUUUGAGAACAAUUUAGGGCAUAUUUAAACAAGAAGAGCAAUAUUUGGCCACAAUAAGUAAGAAAUUCAAAUAGUGAGUCUGUAAAAAUGUCCAAGUAGAUCAUAGAUAAUAUAAUGCCAUAAAAACUUUACCUAAAGAUAAUAUAAACAGAAAAGUUGCAAAUGUAAGAAGUAAUUUUGGUAAAUUCGUUCCGUUUGAGUUUUGUUGUUUUUUGGCCAAACUGUGUUUCUAUCACUAAUAAUGUUGCACAAUCAUUUCUGGUGCCUAUUUCAUUGCCAUGAAUUAUUCUGUAUUUUUUUUUAAUAUUUUCACGAGAAUGCAUUUAACUAUUCAUCAUUUUAAAUUUUUAUUUUAUUUUUGGGAUUUUAAUUUUCACAUUAUUUUUCAACGUCACCUUCAAUUGUAUAAUUUUAUUCACAAAUUUAAGCAUUUUUUUUUUAACCAAACCAAAAUUCAAUUGGGCUUAAACGGAACUUUUGCAAUCAUUCAAAAAUCAAACGCCCUACCACUGCAAAAAAAGUGUUUUGUUUAGACACGCGCUAGAAAUGCGAGCAGUUUGUUCCGCUCUCAAAAUCAGUUGUAUGUGUAAAUUUGGCGAGAGUCUAGAUAUUGUGUGCCGAUUUCCAGUCGCCCUCGUUUCAUUUUAGAGCAAAAGUUAUAAGUUGUUGAAUUUGCGAGUUAGUAUUGAAUGUCGUUAAAUAAUAAUCGGAUAGUUUAUUUGUUAAUAUAGUAAGAAAAGUAGCACGUGAGACCAAAAAUAUCAACCCGAUUGGUUCGAAGGGAAAGGUCAUAUACAUAUUUCCCUUAUGAGGGUAGAGCUAAGUUUCCCACCAGGGCCAUUAAGAAAAAGAAAAUCGUACUGCUUUUCUUUGGAUAAUUGGCUAAAAGUCUUUGUUUGUUGCACAGUUGAACCCACUGCUUAAUGUGACCAAAAGAAAAACCUACGAAGAUAGCAAUAAAUACAAUUAUAUUGAUCAUAUUUGCAUGUGCGAGUCAUAAUGAAACAUCGCUCGGUUUUCUUUAAUAUUUAAAUGUGUUGAAUGCAUUGAAUUUGUUUUAAAAUUUACGUGUGGUUAACCGGGUGCAUAUUAAAAGGUUAAAUACUUUUAGCAACAUGCAACAAAAGAGAGUAUAAAAGCUUCGAAAACAAAACCGUUUUAAGACAGGUUGUGCCAAAAUACAAAAUAAAAAUGCUGCGUAACGCAGAGAGAAAAGCUACUAUUGAUGCUACUGUAACAUGUUUUAAUCUAGAACCCAAUCUAUUUUGUCGCGAUCCAUGGUGGAAGGGUUAAUAAAUAGGAAGGCAAAAUUUUUGCAAAGUCAUAUACCAUAUAAAUAACUAUUGGUCCCGAAAGAGAAAAUAUUAUAUCAUUUUAACACUCUUUUACUUCUAAAUUAUGAAUUAAGUCGUUGAAAUUUAAUAUGGUGGAUAUUUGCUGGAGCGGAGCAAAAUUUUGUCAACCUCUACAAUUCAGAUGAUUGAUUUAAUGCGCCUUCCUUCAUUUAAUACGCCUGCGUGUGAUUGAUUGACUUUUUCAACUUGACGAAAUGCAAAUCCGUCGUAGGUUGGAAAAAGACAUUCUAAUCAGGUACCAAAGAUUAAAUUGUAGAAUUCAACAAUAAACAAAGUUGAAUAACGCGUGGCUUUAGAAAACAAGAAAAUUGAUGUGCAUUGACGCGCCACGCAGAAACAAAAGAAACAACUCUUUGGGUGUAUUUGUUAAUUUUAACCUUAUUUUAGUGAGGUUUAUUGAUUUGUUGAUGAGUUGAGCUAAAAUGCAUCAGCGAUGAAGCCGAUUUUAUUGUUGAUUUUGAUUUGUAUAGAGCAAUUUUGCAGUGUUAUGUAACGAAGCAAGAACCCUACAAGUAAAAUAUAUUAUAUAUUGUUGAACGUUUGAAUAAUUUAUUAUAUUAUAUCGACACAUGCGACGAGAGUUGUAAAUAAUAAUGACAAGUUAUAAUGGCCCACUGUGUAUGAAAGAGAGAAAAAAACACCAACUGUGAAAACGCAGGAAGAAUACUUAAAAAAACCCAUUUUUUACUCAAGAUAUAGUCUAUGACCUAUGUACUGUCUGUGCGCGUGUACGAAAGAGUUAUUACAUUGACGAAAAUAACGUGAAAGCCCACAUAGUGUCUUCCUAGUGCGAGGUUCAACCAUCUGGCUCAACAGACUACUGCAGAUGAAACUACUCUUAGUUGUUACACAAUUAUACACACCCUUCUUUUCCACAGUUUUGAAUGACUGCCUUUCGCUCUUGAAUGAAAUAAAUUAAACCUUGGGAGGAAAUUAGGAUAGACGAAUAAAUCGAAUUUUAUUUU